Messenger RNA from Aspergillus candidus, 1315 nucleotides. RefSeq names its product GPI anchored serine-rich protein. The record is from RefSeq and is a predicted model, not a curated record. Lineage: Eukaryota; Fungi; Ascomycota; Eurotiomycetes; Eurotiales; Aspergillaceae. The transcript is spliced from 2 exons. The coding region runs from base 165 to 782 and encodes 205 amino acids.
CUUUUUACUGCUUGAAGCAUUUACGCGUUUGACUUCGGUCUGUCACUCUUUUUAUACCCCCAACUACCACCACUCUCUUUUUAAUUCAAACCCCCACCUUAAACCUACCUUGACGGUUUUAUUUUUUUGCAACCCGCAAAUCAAACACAAAAAUCACAUUCAAAAUGCGUUUCACUGCCGCCACUGUUGCCCUCUUCGCCGGCCUUGCCGCUGCCCUCCCCAACGGAGACGUCGAGACCGUCUACCAGACCGAGGAUGUGACCAUCACCUCGUGCGGUCCUACCGUCACCGACUGCCCCGGUAACCAGACCCCCACCUCCACCCCCGAGGGUGCUGGCGCCGUCACCCCCAGCAACCCUCCCCCGGUGGCCGUCACCUCCUCCGAGGCCUCCGAGGUUGCCAGCAGCACCGGCGUCCCCAGCAACAGCGAGGCCGUGCCCCCGGUUGCCCCCACCAGCGCUCCCGCUCCCCCCAGCGCCCCGGCUCCUUCCCUGUCCACCUCGUGGCAGAAGUUCACCACCUGCGUGCCCCAGGUCAGCUCCAAGCCGGUUGUCGUUACCGUCUCUGCUCCCGCUCCCACCAAGCCCGCUGGCAACAAGCCCUCCGUCCCCGUCGUCCCCACCGGCGUUGCUUCUUCCUCUGCUGCGGGUGCUAUCCCCAGCGGUGGCGUGACUCCCUCCACCUCCGCCCCUGGCUCCCUCUUCACCGGCGCUGCCAACACCGUCAGCGGCUCUUUCGGCCUUGCUGGCGCCGCCGCCGCCGCCGCCUUCUUCCUGGCUUAGAUUCCCUUCGUGUCUAUAGUGUAACCCCGGGAUCCCUCUCAGUUUGAGUCUGGGCCUUGAACCUCGCUAUAUACCCCGGCGGGGAGAACUUGUCCAGGACCAAGUGAAUGUGGAGUUGUGUUUAUAGGGAGAGAUGUGGAUAGGAGAGCGGACGAGGGGGGUAUGUUAUUUAGCUUUCGUUUUUUUGUGUUGUUGUGAACCUUGUGGUUUGGAGGAAAGUAUAAUCCGAUUCUUUGCCUGAUAUCUUUUUUUUAUAUCUCUUACUUUUUAUUUUUCUGCCUUUCUUGAUCUUUGGAAAUGUCCUAUUCGGACUGCUUCGGAGGAGUUUGUGUGAAGCAUGCUCGAGCAAGCCUGGCUGGUUGGAUACGAUUUAAUGUAAACCAUGAACGCUUUCACAAUCUUCCUGUAGGGGCAAUUUCCAAUUAUCUUUUUAUUCUCUUUCUAACAUAUACCUUUUAUUUGUAUGAUUUUAUUCGGUCUGUAUAAUUAAUUCUAUGUUAUCGAAUUGAUGAGGUAGUUCUCAUUAUUAUCUA